Molecule: messenger RNA, 358 nt
Organism: Paramecium pentaurelia
Lineage: Eukaryota; Ciliophora; Oligohymenophorea; Peniculida; Parameciidae
Source: the annotation of a GenBank genome assembly
AUGGUUUCUUGUGCUUAAUAUUGCAUGUUUAUAUCAGCUCCAGGAUGCAUUUUCAUGACCUAUUUAGGAUUAAUGAUAGCUAUUGGAUCUGAAACUGUCUAUGUUGUACCUCAUAGUAGAAUUGAAGGUGCAUUUGCAUUAUUUAUUACAGCAGUGGUAUAUGUUUAUUUGAUUAAAGCUUUAUGCUAUUUUUUUUGCAAUUAGCUACAAUAGUGAAUAUUCUCAAAUUUAAAGACAACAAAAUGUUGAUGAAUGGAUUAAUUCCCAAGAAAUCAGAGAAGCUGAAUUAGAGAUGUAAGAUAUUCCAAAGUAGCCAAAAUCAAAUCUAUAAGAAUCCAUAGAAUAACCAUAAUGAUAU